Molecule: messenger RNA, 648 nt
Organism: Penicillium oxalicum
Lineage: Eukaryota; Fungi; Ascomycota; Eurotiomycetes; Eurotiales; Aspergillaceae
Product: nascent polypeptide-associated complex subunit family protein
Exons: 3
Coding region: 1-648 (215 amino acids)
Cellular component (GO): cytosol; nascent polypeptide-associated complex
Source: RefSeq, a predicted model, not a curated record
AUGGAUCACGCCAAGUUGGCUAAGAUGCAGCAGAGCGUGCGCAUUGCCCGACGCCGCACACUGAAGAAAUCGGAGAACAGUUCAGUGCAUCUUCGACACACGCAGCGAUUACUGACCUCGCCGAGCCCUUGCAUCUCCCCGGACUCUCACUAUCUCUCCCUCCGACACACCUCUAUCAGGCGCAUCCACCCAGGAGCAAAAGAAUUCCUCACUAACUUGCUGUUUUCUCCACACACCAGAGGCAAGGGUACUCCCCGCCGCAAGGUCAAGAAGGUGCACCGCACCGCCGAUGCCGAUGACAAGAAGCUCCAGGCCACCCUCAAGAAGCUGAACGUCCAGCCCGUCCAGGGUAUUGAGGAGGUCAACAUGUUCAAGGAGGACGGCAACGUCAUCCACUUCGGUGCUCCCCGCGUCCACGGUUCCGUCCCCUCCAACACCUUCGCUCUCUACGGCCACGGUGAGGAGAAGGAGCUCACCGAGCUCGUCCCCGGUAUCCUGAACCAGCUCGGCCCCGACAGCCUUGCCUCCCUCCGCAAGCUCGCCGAGUCUUACCAGAACAUGCAGAAGGCCCAGGGCCAGAAGGACGACGAGGAGGAUGACAUCCCCGAUUUGGUCGAGGGUGAGAACUUCGAGAGCAAGGUCGAGUAA